Rubroshorea leprosula is the source of this 1380-nucleotide messenger RNA. The record is from the annotation of a GenBank genome assembly. NCBI's taxonomy places the organism in Eukaryota, Viridiplantae, Streptophyta, Magnoliopsida, Malvales, Dipterocarpaceae.
UAUCCUGGCAUCACUUUAUUUUCCUCUCAUGGCUUCUCCUCAUUCACUUUCCUUCACUUUCUUCUUGUGUUUCCUCCUCCUCAUAUCACGAUCCCAAUCCACCUUUGGUCCAAACAGGUUUGUUUUACCAGUGCAUAAAGACUCCAAGACAAGCCUUUAUGUCACCAACAUUUCGAAGAGAACUACUUUAGUGGAAAUCCCUCUUGUUGUGGACUUAAAUGGGAGGUACCUUUGGGUAACUUGUAACAAGAACUACCUUUCUUCAACCUACCCUGUCCCUCUUUGCCACUCAAUUCAAUGUGCCCGAGCCAACAGCCACCACUGCAUUGCCUGCAGCCCCACGGCUCACCCCGGCUGCCACAACAAUGCAUGUGGGCUCAUCUUAGAGAAUCCUGUGACCAACCAGAACGCCAUGGGUGAGCUUGCAGAGGAUGUUCUGUCAAUUCAAUCCACCCAAGGUUCGAACCUUGGUGCUAUGGUUACAAUACCCAGCUUCCUAUUUGCUUGUGCACCUUCAUUCUUGCUCCAAAAUGGGUUUCCAAGAGAUGUUCAAGGAGUAGUAGGGCUAGGGCACGGACCUAUUUCCCUACCAACCCAACUUUCCUCUCACUUUGGUUUUCCUCCUACCUUUGCGUUGUGCCUUUCUGAUCAUGGAGUCAUUUUCUUCGGAAAUGGACCUUAUUAUAUGCAGCCAGGAGUAGAUGUUUCUCGUUCACUUGGCUAUACUCCAUUGACAAUCACCCGAAAAGGAGAGUACUUCAUAGAAGUAAGAUCGAUCCAGAUAAACAACAAGCUUCUUCCAUUGAUGAACUACAUAACUAUGCGAACAAAGAUCAGCACAACAAUGCCUUACACAGUCCUCGAGCAAUCCAUUUCUCAAAACCUUCACUCAGUUCUUCACCAAGGAGAUUGGGAUAGCCCAAGUGAAACCGGUGUACCCUUUUGAGUUCUGUUACGAAUCUAGCAAGCUCAGCAGGAGUAGGGUCGGGCUUGGGGUGCCCAACAUUGACCUCGUAACGCAGAAGGGUGUGAUUUGGAGGAUUUUUGGCGCUAACUCAAUGGUGGAACCAAAACCAGGAGUCGCAUGCUUGGCGUUUGUUGAUGGGGGGUUGCAGAAGAACUCACCCAGAGACAGUGGAGCUUCAAUUGUUAUUGGGGCUUACCAGUUGGAGAACAAUCUUGUGAAAUUUGAUCUACAAAGGUCUACGUUGGGAUUCAGCUCCUCGCUGCUGUUUUACAAAACUUCUUGCAGUAAUUUCAACUUCACUACCUCUACAUGAAAGACUGCAAGAGAAUGUUUCCUAGAUCAUGUGUAUGCAUUUAAAUGUGCUAAUAACUAUGUGUGUGGCUAAACCAACUAAAUAAAAGAAUGAAUAAGAG